GGUUGCGAUCCUGAUGGUGCGAAGCACUUGUCUUCCGAACGUCGCGAUUAUAAUGGAGCAAGAUAAGAAUUUCGAUCUGCUCCUGUUAUAAGAUUGCGAAAAAACGCUUCAGUUUUAUAAACUCGCUGAUCGAAUAUUUUCAUUAAUUAACAAACGCUAAACAAGUAAACAAAAUUUGUGAGCGCAUUCGUCAAGAUGUAUGGGAUGCUGUUGGAAAGUGUGCAAUAUUUCGUGCAGCUAGAAUUUGGUGAAGAAGUAUGGCUUCGUAUUCUGGAGAAAGCUGAUUGCAAACACAUAGUUUUUAAUACAAGACAAACAUAUCCGGAUGAGUUAAUGACUAACUUAGCUACGGCUCUUGCCGUGUAUACUGGUGAAUCUGUGGAUAACAUUAUGCAAUUUUUUGGAAAGUGCUUCGUGAGAUUUUUCAGUAAUCUAGGGUAUGAUUGCACUAUAAAAGCAACUGGUCGUUACUUUUGUGAUUUUUUACAAAGCGUAGAUAAUAUUCACAUGCAAAUGAGAUUCACGUAUCCAAAAAUGAAAAGUCCCUCUAUGUAUACAACACAUGUCGAUCCACAGGGUGUUGUUCUGAUUUACAGAAGUACACGGCAAGGUUUCACGCAUUAUCUUAUGGGACAAUUAUUUCAAAUAGCAGAAGACUUAUAUAAUACAGAACUGGAUAUUAAAGUAUUAGAAAUUUCAAAUAAUAUUCCAGGAUCUCGAAGCGUAAUGGUUAAAUUUCGUAUUAAUUUCGACAACCAGCAAUACAUCGCGAAAAACAAUAGAAUGAAAACCCCGUUAAGCCGUGAAUUGUCGCCUGUAUCUUGUACAUUUUUCUUACGCCUCUUUCCCUUUGGUGUCGUCAUAAACAAGAACAUGCAAAUACUAGGAGCAGGAGAUAAAUUGCUUCAAGCAUGGGGUGGCACCACGUCCAUUUUAAACAGACACGUUACAGAAAUAUUCAAAUUAAGAAGACCGAAGGGAAUUUCGUUUACAUGGGGGAAUGUAAUAUAUUUGCAUUCAGUGAUAUUCGAAUUGGAACUCAUCAGAGCAAACGAUCAUCGUUCUUCGAUAAAUUCGAACGAUAUGCCAAGCACAAGCAGUAGUUUGGAUAGACGUGGAAGUCAAGGUGCGAGAAGUAUCUUGUUGAAGGGUCAAAUGAGAUACAUCGAGGACAUUAAAGCUAUUAUAUUUCUCUGUAGUCCUUUAAUCAAUAGUUUAGACGAACUUCUUAAUAUGGGUCUGUAUCUGAAUGAUCUGAAUCCCCACGGUAUGAGCAAAGAACUGGUGUUGGCAGGAUGGCAGCACUGCGGAAGAUUGGAAAUGAUGUUCGAGAGGGCAGAGCAGAGAUCGACGGAACUGGAAAACAGCUAUGCGUUGCUGGAUCGAUGGAAGAACAAGAGCGACGAGCUUUUAUAUUCUAUGAUUCCGCAAACAGUGGCAGAUCGACUGCGAGCCGGAGCCAGUCCAUUGAGCACUUGCGAGUCCUUUGAAUCAAUAACGGUUCUUUUCUGCGAAUUAUGCGACUUCGAUUAUUCGACGAUCGAGGGAGCGAUGGACAUCGUUUUAUCAAUGAACGCCGUUUUCUCCUGUUUCGAUACGCUGAUGGAUCAGUUUAACGUGUACAAAGUGGAGACUGUUGGUCGCGUGUACAUGGCAGCCAGCGGUGCACCGGAUAGAGAUGAAAAUCACGCACAGAACGUCGCCGACGUUUCCCUACAACUCAUCGAGCACGUACGAUCCCUCAAAUCACCCUCUGGACUGGAUAUACGAAUCCGCAUAGGAAUUCAUUCCGGGCCAGCGGUCGCCGGGGUCGUCGGUAUCAAAAUGCCGAGAUACUGUUUCUUCGGAGAUACUGUUAACACGGCCUCCAGAAUGCAGACCACUAGUCUGCCAGGAAAGGUGCAUAUUUCUUCUAGCACCAAAGCUCUAUUACUGAAAGAUCGUUAUCAUACCGAAUCACGUGGAGUUGUUUCGGUAAAGGUUGCAGAGAUAAAAGAAAAGAAUUUGCCUACCUCAAAUGCUCAAGUGCACUAUAAUAUCACAAAUGCUGAAAUUAUUCGCCCGACAAUAGACGAGGUGUCUUACGUCGAUUUCGAUCCUGCGUUUACAUUCCCUUUUAAAAAGCCGAAUGUUUGCAACGAUUGCGUUUGCGGUCUUGGACGAAAAACACGAAUUGUCGGCGGCAAUGUCACCAGCGUUUAUGAUUAUCCCUGGCUAGUUAGCAUGAGUAAAAGGGGCAAAUUUUAUUGUGCUGGAAGUAUAAUAUCAAGGAAGCAUGUACUCACUGCCGCUCACUGUUUGCAAGGAUUUGACAUUAGAACCAUCAAACUUGUUUUGAUGGAUAGCGAUCGUUCUUCAUUAGGCAGAAACGCUAUAGUUCGACGUAUUAAAUCGGCAGCCAUUCACGAAGAUUUUCAUAGUUAUACAUAUGAUAAUGAUAUCGCUAUCAUUGAGAUGGAUCAGCCUGUAUCUAUAAAUGGUAUUGUACGAACGGCAUGUUUACCAGAAGACAAAACAAUUGAUUACACUGGUGCACUCGCUACGGUCGUCGGUUGGGGUCGAACGGGCGAGACCAAGCCGGUAAGUGACGAAUUGCGUAAAGUAAAUUUGCCGAUUUUAUCACAAGAGGAAUGCGAUCAAGCUGGAUACGAGAAAAGUCGCAUCACCGAAAAUAUGUUUUGUGCCGGGUACAUACUACAUCCGGAAGGCGCGGUAGGAGGACGCGAUGCUUGUUUCGGCGAUAGUGGUGGUCCUUUACAUGUUAAAGGAAUUUAUGGACAACUUGAAGUAGUAGGAAUCGUUUCGUGGGGACGUGGGUGUGGACGUCCAAAUUUUCCUGGGAUAUUUACAAAACUGACGAAUUACAUGGGAUGGCUUAAAGAUCACUUAGAUGACGAAUGCAUUUGUCCUCCACCGCAUCGACAAUAAAAUAAGUUUGUUACUUAUUUGGUUAUAAAAUCACGUGGACAUAAUUAUCAUAAAAACAGUAAAAAUAUUAGUAUUUAUUUUAGUAUUUAUUAAAGUGAUCAUUAAGUUUAUGAGAGAAAUAGAAAAUAAUAGAGAAGAUGUUUACAUUAUUUUAAAUUCAUAUUUUAGUUUGAUUACAAAUGUCUAAUUUGUCUUAUAUAUAUUUCAAAUAUCUUAUAUGUUUUACGAGCUUCAUACUGUAUAAACAUAUGAAAAUUAUAUCUAGCUACUUUUCUAGAAUCAUUAUUAUCACGUUACUGUAUAUAUCUUCGCGCCAUUAAUUUAUUAUAAUUAUUAAUAUACAUAUAUAAUUACGUGCAUCUAGUCCAAUGUAUAUAAUAAAAUAUUUAUGUUCUGCGAUAUUAACUGUGUGCUACAAAUGUCUUGUAAAGUAAAAAAAAAGUGUAAUAACAAAAACAUAAUUAACUUUUAUGUUCUUAAUAUUAUAUUGUAUAUAAAA
Molecule: messenger RNA, 3427 nt
Organism: Wasmannia auropunctata (little fire ant)
Lineage: Eukaryota; Metazoa; Arthropoda; Insecta; Hymenoptera; Formicidae
Product: soluble guanylate cyclase 89Da-like
Exons: 19
Coding region: 196-2928 (910 amino acids)
Biological process (GO): nitric oxide-cGMP-mediated signaling; proteolysis; response to oxygen levels
Cellular component (GO): guanylate cyclase complex, soluble
Molecular function (GO): serine-type endopeptidase activity; heme binding; oxygen sensor activity
Source: RefSeq, a predicted model, not a curated record